AUGAAGCUCGAUGAGCCGGUUCUCAAAAUCGGCAACUACAUUCUCCGCGAGACGAUUGGCUCGGGAUCGUUUGGAAAAGUGAAAUUGGGCAUUGAGGAAAAAUCGCAAUACAAGGUGGCGGUGAAGAUUCUGAAUCGUAAGAAGAUGAAGGAGAUGGACACGGUGGCGAAGAUCCGGAAAGAAAUCCUACACAUGGAGAAGUUGCAACACCCACACAUCACACGUCUCUUCAACGUCAUUUGCUCGCCCUCUGAUAUCUUUGUGAUUAUGGAGUAUGUGUCCGGUGGCGAGCUUUUCAGCUAUAUCACUCGAAAAGGCUACUUGUCUGUAAAAGAAUCGAGAAAACUGUUCCAGCAAAUCAUUUCCGGCGUCGGAUAUUGCCAUAAGCAUAUGAUUGUGCACCGAGACUUGAAACCUGAGAAUUUGCUGCUUGACCAAUAUCGCAAUGUGAAGAUCGCCGACUUUGGAUUGUCAAAUUUGAUGACGGACGGUGAUUUUCUCCAGACAAGCUGCGGAUCGCCGAACUACGCGGCACCGGAGCUCAUUUCAAGCAAAUUGUAUGCUGGUCCCGAAGUCGAUUUGUGGUCUUGUGGCGUGAUCCUCUACGCGAUGCUCUCUGGAACACUUCCAUUCGAUGAUCAGCAUGUGCCGACACUAUUCCAAAAGAUUAAAACUGCAUCGUUUGUGAUUCCGGCGAACAUGGACUCGCAAGCGGCCGAUUUGAUCUGCAAAAUGCUGAAAGCUGAUCCGAUGAAGAGAGCGACGAUCAAGGAUAUCAUCGACCACGAGUUCUUCCAGAAGGAUCUUCCUUAUUAUUUGUUCCCAGAAAGUGGGCAUGGUGAAUCAUCGAUUGUAGAUAUCGACGCAGUUCAAAAUGUCGUUGAGAAAUACAAUGUGAAAGAGGAAGAUGUCACAAAUGCGUUACUCGGUGAUAACCCGCACCAUCAUUUGGCGAUCGCUUACCACCUCGUCGUCAACCAUAAAAGGAAUGGUGAUGAGGAAACUCGCAAAGCAAUCGAGGAUUUCUACCUUCUUGGACAACAAGGACGACACAAUAAAUUCCCGAAAAAUUUAGCUGGAAUUGAUCUCGAAAAAGGAUUCGAUGCGACGAAUACAAAUAAGCGCAAACUGUGGCAUCUUGGCGUUCGAUCAAUGUCGGGACCAGAUGAGACGAUGAUGCAUAUUUACAAAGCGCUGAAGAAGAACGAUCUCGAAUGGAAAGUUUUGAAUUUUUAUCAUAUAAUUGUGAGAAACAAGCCGACUGAGGAGAAUCCGGAUCCGAGCCGAUUGUCUCUUCAAUUGUACACACUUCCCGAUAAGCAAGGAUAUUUGCUCGAUUUCAAGUCUCUGUGCGACGAGGAAGAAACUAAUUUGCCGGCAAGCAGAUGCAGAUCCCGACAGGCGUCAAUGUGCGCGGGAAGAUCGAUUCCAGGAACGCCAAAGUGUUUCGACAAGGCGACAAGUCCAUCCAUUCCGAUUCCAUCGACGGUUGACGAUGCUGAUAUGGCCGACAAGAUGUCGAUGACGCCGACACCGAAGAACAUAUCAUUUUCCGAAUUGACUCAUUUGAAUUCGUCUUCGGCUAUUUUUUCGACUUGUGGCGACGAAUUCGAACGCAGUCGCUCAGCGACAAUGGAAUUCUUCAUGCUCUGCCAUACGAUCAUGAAAUCUCUUCUCAUCUAG
Caenorhabditis bovis is the source of this 1683-nucleotide messenger RNA. NCBI's taxonomy places the organism in Eukaryota, Metazoa, Nematoda, Chromadorea, Rhabditida, Rhabditidae. The record is from the annotation of a GenBank genome assembly.